This is a messenger RNA of Sphenostylis stenocarpa, 2757 nucleotides long. The record is from the annotation of a GenBank genome assembly. Lineage: Eukaryota; Viridiplantae; Streptophyta; Magnoliopsida; Fabales; Fabaceae.
AUGGAUCCGAACACUUCGCCACCGUGCCCCGGUACGAUCACCAUUCGUCGGAACCCUCCCCGGAGAGCUCGCGCCACUCCCAAAGUUACGCCUCAAAGCUUCGACUUACCCGAUAUCCCGCCAUUCCCUAACGACGACGUUUGGCCUGCACAAACGCCACUCAACCCCUCAACGUCUCUCCCAAAACCGGAGAAUGAAAACCUAAAGGUUUUCCUCCGAAUCCGACCCCUUUCGUCUUCGCCCAUUCAAGCUCCGCGCGCGAAAACUAAGAGCGCGUGGCCUCAGAACCCCGCGAAAAAGAACGCGGCCGCAUCGGGGGCUAAAAUUUCGAAGAGCAAGACCUCCAGCGCGUGCAUAACGGUCAACGACUCACAAUCGGUGACGUUAUCAACCCCCGUAAGCUGGCAUGAACCGAAACGAAUCAAAUCGGAGACUUACGGAGGCUUCUCGUACGUUUUCUCUUCCGACUCCUCUCAGUUUAAAGUGUAUGAGAGAAUGGUGAAACCUUUGGUGGAGGAGUUUCUUAGGGGUAAAUGUGGAAUGCUUGCUGCAUUGGGACCUAGUGGAUCUGGGAAGACUCACACCGUGUUUGGAACCCCAAGGGAUCCUGGAAUGGUACCUCUUGCCCUACGCCAUAUUUUUAAGGACGCUGAGCCACAUGCCAAACAAGCAUCUAGAACCUUUUACAUGUCAAUAUUUGAGAUAUGCUCUGAACGGGGUAAAGCAGAGAAACUGUUUGAUUUGUUAUCAGAUGGAGGUGAAAUAAGCAUGCAGCAAUCUACCGUGAAGGGAUUGAAAGAGGUUCCCAUCUCUAAUACGGAACAGGCAGAGUCCUUGAUGGCACAAGCAGCACUGAAACGUGCAACUGCAAUGACAAAUACUAACAGUCAGUCGAGCCGGUCACAGUGCAUUAUUAACAUUCGUGAUGUUCCCCCAAAAUGUAAAGGGGUGGUGAAUCCUAAGUCAAACAGUGCUGUUUUGACUAUCAUUGACCUUGCUGGGGCUGAAAGAGAAAAAAGAACAGGGAAUCAGGGGGCAAGAUUGCUCGAAAGCAAUUUUAUCAACAACACAUUAAUGGUGUUUGGCUUAUGCCUAAGAUCAUUAUUGGAGCACCAAAAAAAUCGCAAGAAACCAUUGCAGAAACACUUCCAAAGCUCCAUGUUAACCAGGUACCUGCGAGAUUAUUUGGAGGGCAAGAAGCGCAUGUCCUUGAUUUUAACAGCAAAACCUGGAGAAGAAGAUUAUCUUGAUACUUCUUACCUACUGAGACAAGCUUCUCCUUACAUGCAGAUAAAGUAUAAUGAAGUUGAACCAUCAAAUAUAGUUCCCAAAAAAAGGCAUUACCAAGCUUCGUCAAUAAUGGAUAAUACAAAACUAUCACCAUUAUCAGAAAGUUUGAAGAGAAUAAGACUUGUUAGUGAACAUACUGAGCAGAAUGAUAAAAAGAGUGUUGAAGAAAGGCAGAAUUUUACGGAAGCACUCCGCAAAUUAGAUGCUAGCAGUUCUGUCUCUUUCAAGUCAGAGUGUGAUAGGCAGCUCCGGAGUGAGAGAAGCCACAUUAUUAUGCAGAACUUUGCUAAAGUUAUAUGGAAUGUUCUGAAGCAGUAUAAUUCCAAGCUGAAGGUUGCAGAAAUAGAAAUAGAAAGUCUCAAAGAAAACAUUGGGAAUGAAAAGAAAAAAUACUUGGAGCUAGAAACACAGUUGAACGAGUUGAAGGCAGAUUGUAUUUGCUGCAAAGGAGGACAAAUAAAAAAUGAUCCUGAAGAUUUUUCAUCAGUUGGUCUGGCUCAACCACAUAACUCAGAGCAAGAGGUUGAAUACAGUAUUUCUGGAUUCCUGCUUUCUUGUAUGAAGAUUAGUGAGUCAUCAUUUUUGGUCAGAGUUGAACAGUCUGAUGAAGAGGGGCCCAUGCUCAGUACUUCCUGUACGCGGUUAGAUUCUGAAAAGUCAGAUAGGGAAGCUUUGUCCUUGUCAAAACCAGAGCAUCGUAGUGCUUUGGAUGUUGAUGAUGGGAGCAAGAUACUGAUUAUCAUGUAUGUAUUUGGUUUGGUUGUUCAUUCUUUCUGGGAAUCAUUUGAUGCACAGUCAUUGUCUGAGGCAAAACUUGACCAAUCCGACGAACAGCCUACAAUCGGUACUUCCUGUACACAGCUAGAUGCGACAGAGUCAGAUAGGAAAAUUUCCACCUACUUGUUAAAAGCAGAGGACCAUAAUGCUUUGGAAGUUGAGACUUCGCACAAGAUACCGAGUGAAUCAUUUGAUGCGCACUCAUUGUCUGAGGCUGGACUUGACCAGUCUGAUGAAGAAUCUACACUUGGUACUUCCUGUGCACAGUUAGAUUCUGAAAAGUCGGAUAGGGAAAAUUCAAUCUCCUUCUCAAAACCAGAGGAUCAUAAUGCUUUGGAGGUUGAGGCUGUGCGCAAGAUACCAAGUGAAUUGCUCGUUUCGUCAUCAUCAACAGAAGAUGACAAUUUGGAUCCUUUGUCACCCAAUGAUGAUCACCUAGUAGGUGGUGAUCCACGUGGUAAGAUUGGUGUCGAUAUUUCUCGCAAACCUCCUAAGCCAAAAAGGACACUUAUGCCUUCGUCUUCCAUGUUAUCAAGGGACUUGAGUACCUUUGAUCUCUGUGACGAAUCUGAGAAAUUAAAGGGUAAUAGGGGCACAAGGAAAUUAGCUACACAUGAACCCCAAAGAUCUAAUGGAAGCAUCUCCCUGCUCCGCAUGCUGAAAGAUAGAAGAAGCAAUCUUCAUCGCUAG